Molecule: messenger RNA, 945 nt
Organism: Metarhizium album ARSEF 1941
Lineage: Eukaryota; Fungi; Ascomycota; Sordariomycetes; Hypocreales; Clavicipitaceae
Product: uracil DNA glycosylase superfamily protein
Exons: 1
Coding region: 1-945 (314 amino acids)
Biological process (GO): base-excision repair, AP site formation
Molecular function (GO): mismatch base pair DNA N-glycosylase activity
Source: RefSeq, a predicted model, not a curated record
AUGACGGACGACCAGCCCGCCCGACCGGCGACCUUCAAGGGCUGCCUCGAGCUGGACGCCUUCAAAUACACCAGUGCCACCGCGGAACCAACGCGUCGCAGCCCUCGGCGCGCAGCCUCAAUCGCCAUCCAGACCAGGGCCCAGCACGAGCGCCAAACCUCGUCGCCGCGUCCCCCAGGGUCCCCGCCACGGAAGAGGAAGAAGUGGGAGGCGGACGCGGACGCGGAAGAGGAGGACAAGAACGAGAACAGUGACAAGAACGAGAAGCGGAAGAGGAGCCGCGCCCGGCAGGCAACGGGCUACGCGCCGCCCUCGACAUACGCCCACCUCCCGCUGCUCCCCGACGCCAUCGCCCACAACCUCCUCGUGCUCUUCGUCGGCCUCAACCCCGGCAUACGGACCGCCAUGACCGGCCACGCGUACAACCACCCGUCCAACCUCUUCUGGAAGCUCAUGUACUCGAGCGGCGUCACGCCGCGCCGGUGCCGCGCAGAGGAGGACCGGGACAUGCCGGCCCUGUACUCGCUCGGGCUGACCAACAUCGUGGCCCGGCCCACGCGCAACGGCUCCGAGCUCAGCAGGGCCGAGAUGGACGACGGCGUAGCCCUCCUCGAGGACAAGGCGAGGACGUACCGCCCCGAGAGCGUGUGCGUCGUGGGGAAGAGCAUAUGGGAGAGCAUAUGGCGGGUGCGGCACGGGUCCAACGUGGGCAAGCGCUUCCGGUACGGGUGGCAGGACGAGACGGAGAACAUGGGCGUGGUGGAGGGCUCAUGGGGCGGCGCGAGGGUCUUUGUCGCGUCGAGCACGAGCGGCUUGGCCGCGACUCUGGGACCGGCCGAGAAGGAGAGCAUCUGGCGCGAGCUGGGGGCGUGGGUGACGAGGAGGCGGGCUGAGAGGGGGGCUGCUGACGUGAAGACGGAGCGGGAGCUGGAGGCGGCAGAGUGA